UCUCCACGGUGUGUUUCCACGCUUCAGGCGCAUUGACAUGUUUGUCAUGAUUACUCAUCAGCGACAGAAGCAGGCGGCUCCCUCCAUGUGUUUACAGCCACUAAAAUGACGCGUCGCGUCUCAGCGCGCACAGCUGCGCCACAACCCACUUUCUGCCGCUUUCCUGUGUGCUUCAUAGGAAUGGAAAACAAACGUAUAAGUUCCCGAUGACGGGGCGUCCAUCCUUGAACUAUGUCUAAGACAGUAGAUUAUUGUGAUUGUAGUAAAAUUAAUAUUUAUGAUCAUGGCGGCGUCGCAAAGCGCGAGAAACUCUGAACUUAAUCAGAACGAAACAUGGAAGCGUCAUAUUAUCAGACAGCUGAAAUAUCGCAACAGGACACAGACGAGCGUCUUCCAGGAUAUUAUAGAGUCAUAUCACAGUCUGCUGGAAAAGUCCAAGCAAAGAGCCCUCAUAACCAAAGGCAUUCUGGGAUCAGGGUCAAGGCCCUCACAAUCUGAAGAUUCACUGACGUCUCUAAAGACAACCACCGGUGAGCUUGCAUACCAAGUGGUGGAACUGCAGCAGAAAAUCCAGAUAAAGGAAGUGACACUGGAUGAACAACAUACCAAGCUGUACGAUGUCCAAAACCAUCUCAGUGUUCUGUCGUCAGAGCACAGCGCACUUCAGAACCAUGUGGCAGAGGUACAGGCUAAGAACCAACUCCUGAAAAACCAAUAUGAUUCUCUACUGGAGCAGCACCAGAACAUGGAGAGGACGUACCGACAAGAGAAACUUCGCAGCUCAGAGAUCCUGGAGAACAUGAUUCGUCCAAAACAGCAGGCUGCUGUCCGCAUGAACCAUCGCAAUGAGAAGAGAGUGAGAGCCAGAGAGGCCAGUCUUCACAAAGAGCUUCAGAUGGCCGCCAGUAAGAAUGUGAAUAUUAAUGAAGAAUCUGGAAAUAUAUCACCUCCCAAUCCAUCAUCUCCUCAAAGUGAGUCACAAAGGUUAGAGAGAUCCCACGGACCACUUUACAGGUCUGCUUCAGCUACGUCCCCCCGCAUCAUCAGCUCCAUCAGAGGACUUUUCGAGAGGAAGAUUAGAGGUAAAUCCGUUUGCAGAUCAGAGGAAGAUCUCUACAUACCAUUAGGAGUCUGUCUGGUUGCCAGAGUCCCAACCAAGGCAAUUUUUACAUUGGAUGCUCAUGAGCUGGGAAUCAAUGCUGUGAGGUUCAGUACCAGUUCAAACCUGCUGGCUACAGGAGGAACUGACAGGGUCAUUAAACUGUGGGACAUUGAAGCAGGAACUCUUCAGAACAGAGGGACGUUAGACGGAAGUAAUGAAGGGAUCACCAGCAUUGAGUUUGACCCUACGGGCACUCGGAUUUUAGCUGCGUCAUAUGACAAGUCGGCUCUAUUUUGGAGGCUAGAGGACAGCGUUCCCAAGGUUACAUUGACAGGUCAUUCUCGUAAAGUGACAGCAGCCAAAUUUAAAUACAGUCAGAGGCAGGUGGUCACGGGCAGUGCAGACAGGACCGUGAAGAUAUGGGACCUCCAGCGAGCAGCGUGCAUACAAACCAUUGAGGUUUUGUCUUUCUGUAGUGAUGUUGUGUGCUCCGAAUACCUUAUCAUCAGCAGCCAUUAUGACAGAAAAAUACGGUUUUGGGACAGCAGGGCAGGAACCUGCACACAGGAAGUGCCUCUUCAGGGCAGAGUGACAUCAUUGGACCUCUGCCCCAACCACAGGCAGCUGCUCAGCUGCUCCAGGGAUGACAUCCUGCAGCUGGUUGACCUGAGAAAGAGUAACGACAGAGUGGCCUUCAGAGCGGAGGGCUUCAAAUGUGGAAGUGACAGCACCAAGGCCAUCUUCAGUCCGGAUGGCAGUUUCCUGGCAGCUGGCUCUGCAGACGGUGCCGUCUACAUAUGGAAUGUGAACACAGGAAACUUGGAAAAACAGCUUCCUGACAUGCACAGAGCUUCAAUAAGCGCUGUGGCCUGGUCGUUGUCGGGUGAAUACGUGGUAAGCGUGGACAAGAGCCGUCGAGCUGUGCUCUGGAGUGAUAUCUGAGACCAGACACGGUCUGCCUUUUUCCAUCUUAUCAACUGAAGUCACUCCUGGAAAUGCACUCAGGGAUGUCAUCAAAACACAACCUUGUUGGGAAAAGCUCACACUCUGCACUCCGUCAAUAACGAGACCCUUAUUAUUGUGACAGUCUUGUUGCUAAGAGGCGGUGUCAUCCAAAACGCAGACAGAUGUGCUGAUGUUACAGGGGUCUGGCGACUGUCGAGCAGAGCCGUCUGGGUUUUGUUUUGAAACCUUGUUAUGAAUGAAUUACUGAUGCAGAAUGUGCCAAAGCGUUUGUAGGCCUUCCUGUUGCUUGAAUUCUUACUAUUAUCGUCAGCAACUUUAAAGAUCUCUUGACAUACACCAGAUAUUGCUGCCUCUGGGAUUUGAUAUCAAAGGGAAACACGAACAAAAUGGAUUCAGCCUGUUUUAGGAACAUGACAACACGUUUCUGAAUACAUGGAAACCCUACCCCAAUGUAUUCGUAUGUCAGUCCUAUUUUUAGAGACCAAAACACAGAACAGACACAUUAUUUUGAAUGCCUGGUAAAAUGGCCAUUGUAUAUCGUCGCACAAUGACACUGAUUCGUGAAUGCCACAUAAACGAGAUAUAAAUAUUAUAAAUUGGGGGGUGGGGGGUCAGCAUUUUUUAUUUAUUUAUUUAUUUGUUUUUUUUUUUUUUUGGAAACGAACGCUUAUUCAGCAAACUGAUCAACAGUGACAGAAAAGAUUUAUGUUUUAAAUAAAUGCCAUACUUUUGAACUUUCUGUUCAUCAAAGAAUCCUGAAAAUAUGUAUUUCCACAAAAAAGUAGCUUGAAACUGUUUAAGUUAAUAAUAGUGCAGUCAAUCGAUUAAAAAAAUUAAGCAAUUAAUUGCACUUUUUUUCUGAUAAUCCCACCUAACAUUCAGAAUUUUUUAAAUAUACUUUUAUAUUGCAAACAUUUUACACUGAAUCUUCAAACUGAUGUAGAAACUAAAUAAAAACAGUAUUUUUUUUUAAAUAUUUGUUUAAUGGCAUCUUUUUAUGUCCGAAGGCCAGUAACUUUUUUCUAUGUAUAUUUAACCAUUGACUAUAGACAUUCAACAUUACAAUAUAACUAAGAGCUAUCAAUUUUAACAUUCAUCAGACUUAAAAAAAAAAACAAAACAAAAAACAAAUUUAAGUGAACCGAAAACAAUCAUUACAUAAACCCAAUAAAUAAUCAUAUUUAGCUACCUGUGCCCUUCAGCAAGUAGGAAAUAUACAGAAAUUGAACAAAAUGUGAGUUAUAAAACUAUUUUCUAAAUUAAACAUAGAUUUAUUUCCAAAGUUACAGAAGUUAUUGAUUUCAUCUUGAUUUUCUUUUGUUUUUUUGAUUAACAGACAUCACAGCAGCUGGGUUAUUAGGUUAUUUGGCUGCUAUUACUUUAAGAGCUGCCUCUGCUGAACAUGACGCAAUCUGACAUGCUUCAUAUUUUCUCAUAUUUUCAAGUCUUCAACUUUUCUGACUCACUAUAGGUCUUAAAGCAGAGGUCCAAACUCAAUUCCUGGAGGUCCACAGCUCUGCAGAGUUAGUUUCAACCAGCUCCUGCUCAUACCUGCUUGGAAGUUUAUAGUAAUCCUGAAGACCUUGAUUAGCUGGAUCAGGUGUGUUUGAUUAGGGUUGGAGCUAAACUGUGCAGAGCUGUGGCCCUCCAGGAAUUGAGUUUGAGACCAGUGUCUUAAAGUCUCUACUAAUGAGCUGACGUGUUGAGUCGGGUGUUUUAGAUGAGGGAGACAGUGCUGGGGUGCUUCAGGACAGUUUUGAAAACUGUUUCUAUUAUAUAAACUAUUAUGUUCUUAAAUCAGACUCAUAUACACUCUUAAAAAAAAGGACAUCAGUGGUUCUAUGAAGAGCCUUGAACAUCCAUUGAACCUUUCAAAUGCAGAAAAGGUUCUUUAUAGUCGGAAAACUUUUUAAAAUGUUCUUUAAAAUGGUUCUUGAGGAACUGUUCACUGAAAGGAUCUUUGGGGAACCAAAAAUUGUUCUCCUGUGGCAUCACUGCAAAAACACCCUUUUGUAACCUUUAUUUUCAAGAGUGUAUAACAAUGCAUGCAUGCACAGUUUUAAGGAAGCUUUAAUCGCCUAUUUGGUAACUUCAUGACUUAACUGAAGACGUAACUAUGACACUGCAUGCUUGUAGUUUAAUUUUCACAUUUAAUACAACGUGUGCCACUGCAUUUGCAUGUGCAAUUGAAGAGCACAAUAUGGCUGACAGGACAGGUAAAUUCAUUUUUACUGGCAUAUGGCCUGACAACAUCUUAUUUGACAGCAGUUCACUGUUGUUUUACUGAAGCUGCCUCGUCACCUGUACCUUUUCCGGGCUUAUUUGACUAGCGCCUGGCGCUGAGGCAAAGUGGAGUGUGCAUCUGAAAAGUCUUCCGUUUGAUGUGAUCGCAUCGCAGUUCUGCAUCUAAAUAAAUGCAAUUCUUAGCAAAAACAAAAGAGACAGAAGCAGCAGUUGUGAGUGGGGUGGAUAACUAGCUCCACCCCUGCGUUAACCGUUACAUUUUUUAGUGCCGUUAAACUGGACAAAUUAGUUGCAUGGGUUAACAUGCUAAUUUUGACAGCACUGGCUGAUAAGAAACAUUUCUUAGCAUGACUUCUCAAGGAUCGUGUAAUGCUGAAGACUGGAGUAAUUGGCUGUUGAAAACUCAGCUUUGCAUCUUAGAAAUAAAUGAAACAAGAAAAUAGUAAAUAAAACAGAAAAUAUUUCUUUUAAAUUAUAAUAGUAUUUUACACUUGUAUUGUUUUUAUGUAUUUUUAAUUGAUUAAAUGCAGCCUUGGUGAGCAGAAAAGCCUGACCACAAACUUUUGAAUGCUAGUGUAUAUAUUUCAGAUGUCUUAGACAGCAACGAACAUGUUGGGACCAUUAUGAUGUAUUUGUCAUUAAA
Molecule: messenger RNA, 4955 nt
Organism: Labeo rohita (rohu)
Lineage: Eukaryota; Metazoa; Chordata; Actinopteri; Cypriniformes; Cyprinidae
Product: protein Atg16l2
Exons: 18
Coding region: 278-2044 (588 amino acids)
Biological process (GO): autophagosome assembly; negative stranded viral RNA replication
Cellular component (GO): autophagosome membrane
Molecular function (GO): protein binding
Source: RefSeq, a predicted model, not a curated record